AUGGAGAGUAUCAUACAGGGUCACACGCGGCGCAUCAGCAUCCCAGAGUGUGUUGAGUUUGACAUCACGACCAACGCGUGCCGGGGCUACUGCGAGUCGUGGUCAGUGCCGUCAGCCUGGCAAACACUUGUGUAUAAUCCUCACCAAGUGGUCACCUCGAUCGGCCAGUGCUGUAACAUCAUGGAGACUGAGGACGUAAAAGUGAAGGUGAUGUGCGUGGAGGGACCAAGAGAGCUGAUCUUUAAGUCCGCCAGCACCUGUGACUGUUUCCACUGCAAGAAGUAUUAAGGGCAAAGAGAGACGAAGAAACGAGAUGAAGAGAGCAACCAGUUAUAAAUGACGAUAGAGAGAGAAAGAAGAGGCGCUGACGGUGAAGGAAACGCAGAUGAAGGAAAAGGAUAAUCUGUCAUAAGGGUGAAAAUGGGAGAUAACGAGGAGGAGGAGACGGAGGGAGAGGAUGAAGAGGUUAAGGAGAAGGAUGACUAACUGCAGUGAGGAAAAAAAAAUCAUGAAAAUUCGUGUGGAAAUAUUAUGUUGAGAUGAAAAUUAAUACUGAAAAGAUGUGAAAAAAAGCUGAAAACGCUGAUUAGAAAAAUGAAAGUAAAUUAUUAGAGAGGAAAAAAAUGAAAGUUAGGAGCACAAAAGUCAGCAAUGAUCACAAAAAGAACCAGAGAAAGAGAAGAAAGAGAUUGAGAAAGAAAUAAAUAGAAAAAAUACAGGAGGAGGAAGAGGAGGAAGAGUAAAAAAAAAAAAAAGGAUGAUGAGAGGCUGGAGAAAAAAAAGGUUACAUCAUUUUUGAGUUAGACGAAGAUAUGUAUAAUAACUUGUCCCUCCUUUUCUCCUCCUCUUCUCGUCAUUACUUGCUUUCUCCUCAUUCAUCACAGUGGCUGGAUCUUCCCAUCUCUCUCUCUCUCUCUCUCUCUCUCUCUCUCUCUCUCUCUCCAUCAAUAUAAUAUGUGCUCAUGACAAAAUAAUCAAGAAAAAGCUAUAAUUAACAUGAAUAACUUACUGGAAAAUAAAUAAGGAGUUUUAUUCGACCCUAGAUACGUUUUAUUAUACCUGUGAUCUAUACAUUUAUUAUCAUUAUUAUUAUUAUUAUUAUUAUUAUUAUUAUUAUUAUUAUUAUUAUUAUUAUUAUUAUUAUCAACAUCACCGCCGUCAUCUUCAUCAGUCAACAUCACAAUUCGUCACCGCAUCACCGCCAGAAUCAUGUUAUUAUUAUCAAGGACACAAACUAUUCCUUAAUAUUUUGUUUCUGUAGUUCAUUAAUACAGAUUUCCAUUAAGUAGUAAUAAACAAUCACUUUGUGCAUUUGAGUCUUUCAAUGAAAAGUCCAAUCGCAAAUUCCUCCACCGGCACUCGUCGGGAACAUUUCUCUUCAUCACCGUUAAUUAUUUCCUAAAUUAGAUAACAAAACUCAUUUAUUUAGCCAUUUAUUUAUCAAACACACUGCCGCGCCAUUCCAGCAUUGAUUUUAUUAUUCAUUUGUCAAUUUGCAUUCCACUCAGUAUAUAUCAAAGUUUCUCUGGACAGGAUGGAAAAAAUAUAUAUAUAAACAGCCCCUUGAUGUAGUAUUCUCGAUGCAUAUCAUGUCAACUCCACCUGUUCAGCGUGUUCCAGCCGCCCUUCACUGUACAACCUUCCCCUCACACCGUGUCGUGCGCUUCCCUCCCCUUUAGUGAGUUUUGCACCACGCACGUACUCCACCUCCCACCCACCCCCCCAUUCUCUCUCUCUCUCUCUCUCUCUCUCUCUCUCUCUCUCUCUCUCUUCCAGCCACGCUCCAAAACACUCUGCUCAUGUAGGGUAUUUACAAAUUGCGGUACGACAACGUUACCAGCAGUUUUAUCAGUUCUCUCUAAGCCAACCACUUGACUAUCACCUCAAGCAUUGUUUCCCCUUGAUAGUAGCCCAAAUAGUACUGAUAUAAGACUGGCACUGUACUGACACUAUCCCGUCACUGUCACGCCUUCUUCGUGCACAUUCCUGGCACACCUGUCCACGGCCAGCUCUUUUCCACACCUGUUAAUGCAAUACCGUGUACACCGUAAGGAUAAGUAAUGCUAUUUUAUCUAGCUAGAGACAAAAUUAUAUUCGUAUCAUAACUGUCUAUCUAUUUUCACUAAUGCUGUGUGUAUUGUAAGACGACUCGACCUGUCCACUGGUAAAUGGUAUGGUACUAUGUUCAAACCACACACACACACACACUCACACACACACACACACACACACACACACACACACACACACACACACACACACACACACACACACACACACACACACACACACACACACACUCUGUCCUACGCAUCUACUCAUCCAUUUUUCCACACACACACACACACACACACACACACACACACACACACACACACACACACACACACACACACACACACACACACACACACACACACACACACACACACACACACACACACACACACACACACACACACACACACACACACACACACACACACACACACUAAAGAGAUUAUAUUGAUUCGCGUUUACCUGCCUCACCUUGCCGGGCUGGUGGGUGUGCACUAAUCCUAUGCUCCUUAUCUGUACAUAUAUAAAGUGUACACCGUUA
Messenger RNA from Portunus trituberculatus (swimming crab), 2599 nucleotides. It is a transcript of the gene Gpa2, whose product is annotated as thyrostimulin alpha-2 subunit-like. The transcript is spliced from 3 exons. Gene Ontology annotation, molecular function: hormone receptor binding. Gene Ontology annotation, biological process: cell surface receptor signaling pathway. Bases 1 to 288 code for a protein of 95 amino acids. Lineage: Eukaryota; Metazoa; Arthropoda; Malacostraca; Decapoda; Portunidae. The record is from RefSeq and is a predicted model, not a curated record.